UCUCCUUAUUUGGUCCUCCAGGUGAUAAGGCCGAGACAUAAAAGAGGCUGGGCCCUGUGACGGCCGAUGACAGCAGCCAGGCCGCUGUGGAGAGAGAAUGGCCAGCAGGAAGGCGGGGACCCGAGGCAAGGCUGCAGCCACCAAGCAGGCCCAACGUGGCUCUUCCAACGUCUUUUCCAUGUUCGAACAAGCCCAGAUCCAGGAGUUCAAAGAAGCCUUCAGCUGCAUCGACCAGAAUCGUGAUGGCAUCAUCUGCAAGUCGGACCUGAGGGAGACCUACUCCCAGCUCGGGAAGGUGAGUGUCCCGGAGGAGGAGCUGGACGCCAUGCUGCAGGAAGGCAAGGGCCCCAUCAACUUCACCGUCUUCCUCACGCUCUUUGGGGAGAAGCUCAAUGGGACAGACCCCGAGGAAGCCAUCCUGAGUGCCUUCCGCAUGUUUGACCCCAGCGGCAAGGGGGUGGUGAACAAGGAUGAGUUCAAGCAGCUUCUCCUGACCCAGGCAGACAAGUUCUCCCCAGCCGAGGUGGAGCAGAUGUUCGCACUGACUCCCAUGGACCUGGCAGGGAACAUCGACUACAAGUCCCUGUGCUACAUCAUCACCCAUGGGGACGAGAAAGAGGAGUGAAAGAGGGCAGGCCGUGGGGCACCUCAAUAAACUCUGUUGUUGAAUUAGAA
This is a messenger RNA of Lemur catta (Ring-tailed lemur), 675 nucleotides long. RefSeq names its product myosin light chain 7 (gene MYL7). The transcript is spliced from 7 exons. The record is from RefSeq and is a predicted model, not a curated record. NCBI's taxonomy places the organism in Eukaryota, Metazoa, Chordata, Mammalia, Primates, Lemuridae. Gene Ontology annotation, molecular function: calcium ion binding. Bases 98 to 625 code for a protein of 175 amino acids. Gene Ontology annotation, biological process: heart contraction; cardiac muscle tissue development. Gene Ontology annotation, cellular component: myofibril; cytoplasm.